Lycium ferocissimum is the source of this 603-nucleotide messenger RNA. Its product is annotated as DNA-directed RNA polymerases II, IV and V subunit 11-like. The record is from RefSeq and is a predicted model, not a curated record. Gene Ontology annotation, biological process: transcription by RNA polymerase II. Gene Ontology annotation, molecular function: protein dimerization activity. The coding region runs from base 1 to 396 and encodes 131 amino acids. Gene Ontology annotation, cellular component: RNA polymerase II, core complex. The transcript has 8 exons. NCBI's taxonomy places the organism in Eukaryota, Viridiplantae, Streptophyta, Magnoliopsida, Solanales, Solanaceae.
AUGUUUUUCCCCUACUUUGAGCGAGUACAAAUACGAAUCUCGUAUCGUUAUGAGCGAUUUGUCGUACCAGAAGGCGUAAAAAAGGUUUCGUAUGAGAGGGAUACGAAGAUAAUGAAUGCAGCUACAUUUACUGUUGAAAGAGAAGACCACACUAUUGGCAACAUUGUUCGCAUGAGCUUUCCACCCAGGUAUUUUUCUUAUAUUCUUGAAUGUCUGUUCUUUGGAUACAAGUUGCCUCAUCCUCUUCAGUACAAAAUCUUGCUUAGGAUUCAAACAACAAGCCAGUCCUCACCUAUGCAGGCAUAUAACCAGGCUAUAAAUGAUCUUGAUAAGGAACUUGAUCAUUUGAAGAAUCAGUUCGAGACUGAGUUGGCCAAGCACACGAGGGACUACUAAUCCAGCAACAGUGAUAUUUGGUUCUCAACAACCGGUGCCUAAAAUUUCCUGGUUCGGUGUAGGCUAGGAGUUUGGUUUGUUCAAAUCUUGGUACGUAUGUAAAUGUUGUUUGUAUGUUUGUUCAACCGGCAACUACGGUUUUUGAUACUUUGAGGUCUGCUAUAUGCCUCAAGUUUAGGUUCAGAAAAUGCUUGUGCAGGUUUAAAC